GACUAAAGCAGAAGGAGUUGCACUCCGUGAACUUGAAAAUAACAAAAAAAUUGUAAUCAAGCCGGCUGAUAAAGGGGGACAAAUUGUAAUCCAGAAUAAGAGUGACUACGAACAGGAAGUGUUUAGACAGUUGGGCAAUGUUAAACAUUAUAAAGUAUUACCAAAUGACCCGGUCUUUGAUAUUAUGAAGUUGAUAGCCACAGAAGUGAAAUAUGCAGUAGAUGACGGUAUAAUUAAUGAUAUACAGGCACAAUUUCUUAUCAAUAGACACCCGAUAACCCCGGUAUUAUAUACUCUACCGAAAGUACAUAAAAAUCCAACAAAUCCUCCUGGACGUCCAAUUGUAGCUGGCACUGACUCUGUCCUUCAACCAUUAGCAGUCUUCUUAGAUACAUUUUUACAACCACUAGCCCAGGCGGGGCAAUCAUAUCUGAGAGACACUACACAUCUUUUGAAUAAAUUAAGAGAGAUUCAAAUGCCAGAUAAUAACUUUAUUCUAGCUACUUUAGAUGUGCAGAGUCUGUACACAUCUAUACCACAUGAGGAGGGUAUACAGACCUGUAGAGAAAGACUAGAACAAGACAACCUGGAACCUAGAUUAAUUGAAUUUUUGGUAACAUUGUUACAGAUAGUAUUGACUAGGAAUUAUUUCAGGUAUGGGUCAUUGUUCUAUGAGCAGAUUCAGGGGACAGCAAUGGGGGCAAAUAUGGCGCCCUCUUAUGCUAAUAUCUUUAUGACAGCAUUUGAGAAACAGUAUGUUGAUAUUCAACAUACAUUUUUUGACUAUAUACAUUGGUGGUGUCGCUAUAUAGAUGACUGCUUUAUGAUCUGGACGGGGUCUGAAAAACAACUCAUUGAUUUUGUUGAGUAUCUGAAUACCUGUCACACUACAAUUAAAUUCACUUGCACUUCUUCCUUAGAUACUGUUGAAUUCCUGGAUGUGAGGAUUUACAAGGGUGAGGGCAGAGUAGAGACUGAUCUUUAUCAGAAACCAAUGGCUACCAAUAGCUAUUUGCAUGCUGCUAGUUUCCACCCAAGAUCACAGUUAAUAUAAGUUCUUCACUGCACGUUUGUAAAUCACAUUGAAGCACAUUAUUACCUGCGCUCACAAUUGUCUUCACCCUGGUGAAUAAUCUCCCAUUGGUUGCGCUGUCAGCCGAAAUCUG
This is a messenger RNA of Xenopus laevis (African clawed frog), 1166 nucleotides long. RefSeq lists its product as uncharacterized. The coding region runs from base 185 to 1054 and encodes 289 amino acids. The record is from RefSeq and is a predicted model, not a curated record. The transcript has 2 exons. Lineage: Eukaryota; Metazoa; Chordata; Amphibia; Anura; Pipidae.